AUGAGGCUUACGAACCGGUCGGCCAAGAUCUCCAAGACGACUUGGGAAGAACACCGUCAUGCGAUCGAAGUUUUGUAUCUGCACGAGGGUAGGCCGCUCGAAGGCGAAGAUGGAGUUCUAGACACCAUGGCUAGGCUGCACCAAUUCCAGGCGAGUAAGGCGCAGUACGAGCACCGUUUCAGACUUUGGGGCUUCCGAAAGAAUAUCAAGAGAAAGGACAUGGACUUUAUCGUAGACGCCAAGUGCAAGUAUGCGCGCUUGGGUAAAGACGUUCUUGUGGAACUCAACGGGAAAAGCGUAGACCAGAGACGUAUUGAGAGGGAAACAGUCCGUCGAGGAAUCAUAGAACGAUCAGCCAGCCCAGAUAUAGCUCCGGAAUCUGUAUGUCUAAGAGAUCACCUCGCACCUCUGCAACCAACGGACUACGAAGCGAUCUCUUCACGACCCAAACUGGCCCCUGUUAGUCGACUGAAAAAAUCAGAGAUCUCGCGUCAGUGCUCUCAAAUUACGAUAAUUCCAUUCCAGCGGACACCGAUUGCCUCUCAUCAUUCUAGUCACGCUCCGCUAACUCAGUGGGAGGAAGUCGCUAUACGUCUGAGACCAUUUUCGUGGACCAUAACGUUGGGUUGGAAAUUAUUUGGAGAAGUGAUGCCUUUCCGCGGGCGAGAGCAGCCUAGCUAUCCAUCGAAGAGCAUAUCAUAUGCUGCGAUGUUCUACGGGUCUCGAACCGGAACCGGAAUCGGAAUUAAGACGGAAGACAAGAGCAUCCCAUGUCGCCAGCAGAUUAUCAUAUCUGCAGUUCUCAACGAUAUGACACUUCCGGGCGUCCCUCACCUCCAGCAAAUACACCAAUGGCUCAGGAGUCUUGGCUCUACCACGUUGAUUCGCAUCUUUCAUGCGUUGCCGUCCGUAGCCCAAGACUUCUUUCGUGAGCGAGUGUUUGCCGAAGCGUUGAAAUCAGGCGAUAAACGCACAAUGGAAGUAAUGGUGGGCUUGGGCUUACGUCAACGUGAAGCUAUCGCGACGGGAGAAGAUGAUGGAUCUGGUGCAAUGACACCGCUUCAACGAGCGCUGAAAUAUCGCCAGUUCGACAUGGCCGCCACACAUCUAUCGAGUAUGAUACGGACCGCAACACGGAAGGAGUUGGAUAGGCUACUGCGCGAUGUACAAGAAACGACUCAUCGUUCCUACGAAGGUUACCAACAUCCAAGAUACCAUCUAGAGUGGAGGAAUCUGACAUGUAUGCUGUUGUCUGGAGGUGCGACUCCUAACGUUAGAUGCUUCACUUUGGCCUUACACGAGGCGACAGACGCCGGCUUUGAAGCAAUAUUCUCUGCGAUUGCGGGAGGCCUUAGAAGCUUCCUCAGAAGCAGUCUUUUGGAGCAAUGCAUGUGGAACAGUAGCAGAUCGAGCGCUUUACUUGCAAGUAGCAGCUCGAGCACUUUACUUACAAGUGACAACUCGAGUGCUUUACUUGCAAGUAGAAUCUGCGACUUCGUCUUCCGCAAGAAAGCAGAUUGGGUGCCUGGAAAGGAUGCCUCGGUUGAGCUGGCUUUGGCGAAAUCUCUCCGUGCAGCUCUAUUGAUGUUCCGCACUACAGCUGCAACCACCUUACUAGAAGGCUGUUUGCAAGAAAACAUCUUUCUCGCAUAUCCCAAUGUGAAUAGUGCCUUGAGUGGCAUCGUUAUGGAUUAUUGUCACCGUAAGAGAUGGGAUCUCGUCGACAUAUGGAUACGAAGGUACGACCCCCCAGUCAAGAAAGAAGACAGCGACGAAGAUCAAGAGAUUCUUCCACGAGACGCCAAGUUGAAACAUGGGUUACACAUAGAGGAUAACAGUUAUGCUGAGGCUGAGUGGGUGGAUAAACUUCGCCAAGCAGUCAUGGAAAACAACACGUCUUUUGCACGUAAGCAUAGAUAUUCAACCUGGUACAGAUCACGCGACUGGGAUCAUGCGUUGGAGUAUGCGAUAGAACUCCAUCACCAUGAAAUAAGUGUAGCCAUCAUCCUCUUCGGAUGCGAUGAUGCCACCAAUUAUCACAGGUUCCUGACACUGCUGCAGCAUGGCAGUUUUGGCGCUAUCAGUUUGCUAAUAGAGACUGAUAUUGAGUGGCUCUCGGCGACUAUGGCGGCAAGCGACGAAGGAAAUUAUACCCCACUGGAAGAUAUGCUCUUUCGAAAACAGGCAUUCCGAGCGGAUGAACGAUUGUUCUUAGGACUGAUGCAGCUUCACAGUUCACUAGAGCGGCGCAUCGUACUUCGCGCUCUCAGCUAUUAUGCCAUUCAUGAGGAGGAAUUUGUUCUGCUUGACUGGUUGCUGGACAGCGGAUUGGAUAUGGAAUCGUUUGCCUGUCGCACCGAGGGCGCUCUGGAUGGUAAAACUCUGCCAUCUCUACUGUCUCUUGCAGCGAAGCAAGGCGACGACUACUUGGUGGACUUUUUGCUCAGGAGGAGGACUGAGGUGACUGGGAAAGAACUCAAUGAGAAUGACAGCCAUACACCUACACUUCUUAGUCCUUUGGGCGAAGCCAUCAUCCGAAGAGAUCGCGAGGCGGUGGGAAUGCUGCUUAGCCAUGGAGCGAAUCCGAAUGCACUUGUAUGUCAAGAGAAGGCCUGGGACUCACCCGGUGGUUCAGAACUACACCGAGCAACGCCUCUUCUAGCAGCGAUCGAUAUGGGCGAUCUCACUAUGGUGCAACAGCUGCUAGCCACUGGUGCAGCAAGCGACCAUCCUCCACAACAAGGCCUUUUGCGAACUCCGUUACAGAGAGCCUCAGAAGUCGGCAACUUUGAAGUGGUACGCCAUUUGCUGGACUAUGGAGUUCCCGUAGACAGCACUCCGUGCUACUCCGGUGGCACCCCUUUGCAGCUUGCUGCUAUGAGCGGCCAUGUAGGCAUCGCAACCCUUCUACUUGAACAUGGUGCGAACGUCAACCAUCCACCAGCAGAAGGGCAUGGUCUGACUGCAUUCGAGGCUGCAGUCUCAUGGGGUCGAUGUGACAUGCUGUUUCUCUUGGUACACUGGAAGGUAGAUCUUGGUCUCGUUUUCGAAAGCCAUGGAGUGACCCAGUACAAGCGAGCCCUUCUGCUAGCAAAGAGGCAUGGCCAAAUGGCAACCAGACGCUUCGUUGAGCAUCUUCGUCCGCAGAAGUCAAAGACCUGA
Messenger RNA from Alternaria alternata, 3162 nucleotides. RefSeq lists its product as hypothetical. The transcript has 3 exons. Bases 1 to 3162 code for a protein of 1053 amino acids. The record is from RefSeq and is a predicted model, not a curated record. Gene Ontology annotation, molecular function: protein binding. NCBI's taxonomy places the organism in Eukaryota, Fungi, Ascomycota, Dothideomycetes, Pleosporales, Pleosporaceae.